UCCGCGGCAUGUUUCGCCUAGGGAGCUUUGAUCCACACCAGCGCCUCGUCGCGGCGGCGGUCCAAGUGUCUCCUAAAACCCCACAGGUGUGCAGAUGGGUCAGAGCUUGUGGAGGGUAGCAAGGAACCAGCAGCUGCAGCACGACUACAGUGAGCAGUGCUACCUACAGCGGGAGCGCCGUCGUAGAACCGGGGGGCACCUGCUGGCCGAACCACAGUCACGCCGCACGCCACAGUGCCAGGUACCUGGCACCGACCUGGGUCACCUGCUGCGUGCCCGUAAGGGCAAAGCGGAGCAGGGCUUCAUCGACUUGGAGAUGCUUCCACCCGAGCUGGGCAUCACCAUCCUGUCCUACCUGAACGCCACCGACCUGUGUCUGGCCUCCUGCGUGUGGCAAGACCUGGGCAACGAUGAAUGUCUAUGGCAGGGGCUGUGCAAGUCCACUUGGGGUCACUGUUCCAUAUACAACAGAAGGCUUCACCCUGGCUUCUCCUACAGAAGGCUCUACAUGCAACUAGAUGAAGGAAGUUUGACAUUCAACGCUAACCCUCAGGAGGGAAUCACUUACCUCAUAUCCAAAGGCAUUCUUCUGGACCACCCGAAGGAACUUGCCAAGUUCAUAUUUUAUACCAGAACACUGAAUUGGAAAAUGCUACGGAUUUACCUUGAUGAACGGCGUGAUGUACUGGAUGAGCUAGUCACACUACACAACUUCAGUAACCAGUUCCUGCCCAAUGCACUAAGGGAUUUCUUCAGACACAUCCACGCCCCUGAGGAACGGGGCGAGUACCUGGAGACGCUCAUCACCAAGUUCUCCCACCGCUUCUGUGCCUGUAACCCUACGCUGGUCCGGGAGGUGGGCCUGACUCCCGACGCAGUGUAUGUUCUGUGCUACUCUCUCAUCCUGCUGUCCAUUGACCUCAGCAGUCCGCACGUGAAGAACAAGAUGUCCAAGAGGGAGUUUAUCCGGAACACCCGCCGAGCUGCCCAGAACAUCAGCGAGGACUUUAACAAGGAUCACAAGAUGGCAGAUACAGAGCCCCAGAGAAGACCAUUAGUAGGAUUGCAGCAUCUCUCUCUCAGGCGGUGUCACACAACGAAGGCAAGCAGCCAUGGCAACAUCAAAUAACAAUAACAACAACCAAAAUGACACAGGUUGCCAAAAGCAGCCUAAGGCAAACUGACAGACGUAGCGACGCACGUAAUGGACAACAGAGUGCGUCCCCACACAGAGCCAUGUAGCUAAGGAGCACUCGGAGGUGUGCUGUGGUGUGGGUAACCAAACAAACCCUGCUGUAGCACCACAAGUUGUGCUUCAAUUCUAACAUGCGCAUCCAGUUUAAGCUCAAAAUAUGUUAAAACGUAUUAAUACAUGUUAUUACGUGAAUGUUAACCUUCUGGCUGUCUGCAUAUGAAGCAGUGAUCUGUGGGAGCAGAUUCCAUGGUGGUUCCUUCACCUUCCUUCUAUUGGUUGAUCCCAAAACGGCUAUAAAACUGGUUUGUGCCGGAUUGGAAGUGGAGGAGCUUUGGCGUAAAUGAUCUUUGCUCUUACACCAAUGAAGAAACACUAACAGAUGUAUUUGAAACAGUCUCUGCUCAAAUCUGUAAACAGCUUAUUGUCAAACAAAUAGUCCAAAUUAUAAAUACGCUUAUCCAGAUUAUUAUAGAGUAUCUAUAGUGUAUAGUGAUUUAUAAGAUGAGUAUAGAGAUUAAGGCUUGGGCUCAUGUGUUUAAGUCUUGGAUAUUGUUGGAAACAUUUGUUUUUCUGUGUAAACUUCCUACGUGGGUCAGAAACCCACAGAAAGUAUGAUCAACCAAAGGUUAUUUUCCUAUUAUUGUUUUUUAGACUGGCUGGUACCUACUAGCUGUGCGCUACUUUAAUGUGGUCAUUGUUUUGGCUGUGGUCCGACUACACCACUCGGCUUUGGUCACGUGUGAUGUCCCCCACCCUCACACACCUGAGUGUCCACCUGUCUCAGCAUACCUGCCUGUAGCCUGCCUGCAUAAAUGAGAUAUGGACGUGUGAGCACGUGUGGACAGACUCGUUCUGCCGCACCGUCAACCCAUGCUCGCUGUCUUCCUUUGCUUCUGCCUGCAGUAUGAUGGCAACAUCAAAAUACUUUGGUUUUUUUUACUGUUAGUUGGGGUGUUUUUGUUGUUGUUUUGUUUUUUGUUUUGUUUUGAUUUGUUAAUCAAAAUAGCACUUUAACCUGAGGAUUUUUUAUUCCCUUUUGUUAUUAAUGUAAUUGUGUUAUUAAUAUGUUAAAUUUACCAACUUGGUUUGUGGUUUAUGCACAUCUGAUGGAUGUGAUUUUCCUUCUCACCCUUGCUGUGUGUUUCUGUCUAGUUGGGAGUUUAGGGUGCCUGUAUUUCCACCAUAGUGCCAAUAGCGAUGCUGAAGUGAGUCAACUGACAAAAACUUAAUAAUAAGGAUAACAAUGCAUAAACUCUGCAUAUAGUUAAAAUUAAUAUGAAUUGUUUUAUUUGCACAUAAUGUAUAUAUUUAAGUAUAGAGAUUUAUAAACAUAUAAUUUUAUUUUUAAAUAUUUUAGCUAAAAGGAUGGGUUUUUGUUCUCAUUUUAAUAGGCUGAAUUCUCUUUUUGCACUUCUGAAUUUUUGCCAGGUCACUAUGGUGUAAGCAUGCAACCAUUUGCAAGCCAGUGCUGCAAAACUGAUGUUCAGUCUCAGGACUUUCAUUUAGUCUACGUGUGUCCUUAUAUUAUUCUCAUACCAGUACCAUUAGCAAUGAAUAACAGUAUAAUACACAGUGAAAUAGAUCUCUCUCAGUCUAAUAUUUAACCACUUCCGCAGUACUGUUUUCUGCUGCUCUCCUGAGAAAAUCUCCCAAACAGAAACUCUUCAGGAAAAAGAAUCAUCAUUGACCAUAUUAUUAUGCAUUUUCAAUUGGCCGGUCUGCUUUCAGAGAUAUGAUGCUGGAAGGAGACGACAAAAAAUAUAUUAAUAGUCCAUCAAAAAUGAUGGUCGAUUUUCUUAAAACAGCGAGUAUAUUUCAUAAUUACCCUGGAUUUAUAAUGUUAAACUAUUAUUUUUAAUCAAAGUCUAUUUAGUAUUUAGGAAAUUUGGAAACACAAGAUAAUUAAGACAAGUUUCUGAAUGGUAACACUGGAGACAAAUACUUCUAGAUUGCAUAAAAAAUAAAAUCUUGAAAAGCAUUUAAGCUUUGUCCUUUC
Messenger RNA from Electrophorus electricus (electric eel), 3191 nucleotides. It is a transcript of the gene fbxo8, whose product is annotated as F-box protein 8. The record is from RefSeq and is a predicted model, not a curated record. NCBI's taxonomy places the organism in Eukaryota, Metazoa, Chordata, Actinopteri, Gymnotiformes, Gymnotidae. Gene Ontology annotation, biological process: regulation of ARF protein signal transduction. Gene Ontology annotation, molecular function: guanyl-nucleotide exchange factor activity; protein binding.